Capsicum annuum is the source of this 402-nucleotide messenger RNA. RefSeq lists its product as uncharacterized. Lineage: Eukaryota; Viridiplantae; Streptophyta; Magnoliopsida; Solanales; Solanaceae. Bases 1 to 402 code for a protein of 133 amino acids. Gene Ontology annotation, molecular function: nucleic acid binding; zinc ion binding. The transcript has 3 exons. The record is from RefSeq and is a predicted model, not a curated record.
AUGUCAAAGGUUGCUAAGGUUGAUCAAAGAGUCAAGGAAUAUCUGGAGGAAGCUGGACGAAGGUACAUUGUAGAUAUUGAGCGUGACACGUGCAAUUAUGGCCGGUAUCAAAUUGAUGAAAUACCUUGUCCACAUGGAAUUGCCGUAUUACAAAGUAAAAAUGUGGAUGUAAAGGAUUAUGGUCGUUAUUGCUCUGAAUUACAAGAAGAUUGGAAUGUUCCAGGUUUUGUUGAUGAUGAAGAAGUUUUGCCGCCCAAAUAUCGAAGACCUCCUGGUAGGCCAAAAAAAGGAAGGCAUCUGAAAUCAAGUGAAUCAUUGUCUUCAAAUUCGAACCGCUGCGGUAAAUGUGGACGAGCCGGUCACAAUCGUAGGACUUGUGGUUUCUUUCCAAAGGAAUCAUGA